AUGAAACGUAAAUGGAGGGGAAAGGAAUUCAAGGAUUGUCUUUGGAAUUGUGCAACAUGUACCACCAUACCACAAUUCAACAGUGCCAUGGAAGAACUAAAGAAACUUAACAGCGAAGCAUGGAGGGCACAUUGUGAUGCUUUGUUGAAUAAUAUGUGUGAGAGUUUAAAUAGCAAGAUAGUGAAGGGUCGUGAUAAGCCAAUUAUCAGUUGCUUGGAGUUUAUUAGGGAGUAUAUCAUGAGGAAAAUUGUCAUGGUUCAAAAAGAAAUUGACAAAGCUAAUGGCCCAUUAACUCCUACAGCCACUAAGACCCUUCAAAAAAUUAAAGAAAGGGCAAUACAGUGUAGGGCAGUGUUCUGUGGCAAUGGGAAGUACCAGGUUACAAGUGAAGGUACUAAUCAGUGUGUGGCUAAUAUGGACCAACAAACUUGUUCAUGUAACAGGUGGGAACUGACAGGCAUACCCUGCAAACAUAGUAUAGCAACUAUAUGGGAUAUGAGGCUCAACAAUGAAAAUGUUGGAAUACCUGAGACAUGGGUUCACCCAACAUAUUGGCUCAAGACUUGGAAAGAAAUGUAUGUCUUCAAAGUUGAAACUAUUAAUGGGAGGUUUUUGUGGGAAAAAAGCACAUGUCCUACCAAGUUGGUACCACCAAAGUAUCGUGUCCCUAUUGGCAGACCAAAAAAAAAAAAAAGAAGAUCUGCAACAGAAGAUGAUGGAGUGUACACAAAAUGGAAAUCUAUAACAUGCACAAAAUGUGGAAAUUUGGGCCAUAAUGGAAGGACCUGCAAGGGACAAUCACAGGCUGGGAAUGGAACAGAAGAAGGUGCAGCAGGUAGCAGUCGUGGUGUAACAAAAGGAGUUGGGAAGAAGGGAAAAAGCCCCAUGAUUUGA
Molecule: messenger RNA, 894 nt
Organism: Lactuca sativa (garden lettuce)
Lineage: Eukaryota; Viridiplantae; Streptophyta; Magnoliopsida; Asterales; Asteraceae
Molecular function (GO): nucleic acid binding; zinc ion binding
Source: RefSeq, a predicted model, not a curated record